GCUGCUGCUCCAGUAUACACGGAGACACAAAAACCGAGCCAUGGCUUCCGCGACCAAGUCCAAUGCGAAUGCGGACAAGAUGAAGCAGAAGUCUCUCAUGUCUUUCUUCGGAAAGAAGGAUGGCGUAGACACCAAAGCAUCGCCUGCCGCCGACAAGCCAAAGCCAAAGCCUGCGGUAACAGAGACCCCCGCUAAGGCUACGAAGACGAAGCUCCGCGAAAAACUGAAUCCUCCCUCGUCGCCUCUAUCCACGAAGGAGGUGCAUACACCCAUGCCCAAGGGCAACUCGCAGUCGUCUGGCAUCGUCAGCGCGACGUACACUCGGAGCUCCGAGGGCGGCAGCAGUAUUCGCGAUACCCCUCCAACAAGCGAUCCCAUUGACGUGGACAUGCUGUCCGACGCGGAGCCUUCUGACGCGCUCCACAGUAGCGUGGCAAAGUCGACAACAGGUCGUAACAAGCGGAAGAUCGUCGCCGCUGACUCGGACGAUGACCUUCCUCCGAGCGACCCUGUUCGAUACCAGAAGGCAAAUGAUAGGUCCAAGAAGCCGCGCAUGUCCGCCGUGUUUUCGGAUGUGGAGGAGGAUGAGGAGGCUGCUGAGAUGAACUCAUUUGCAAAGCGUCUCACCAAGUACCAGAAGUCUCCCACGAAGUCGAAACCGAAAGGACGGAAGAAGAUGGACGACGACGACGACUUCAUAGUCCCAGACAAUAUCGACGAAGAGGAUGACGAAGUAGAAGUGUCUUCCUCCCGGGGCCGCUCUUCCUCGCGUGCCUCCUCCCGCAGGUCGUCCCACUCCUCCGCCCUCUCCGAGCUCGACAGCGAGUUCGACGAUGACGACCUGGAAGAGCCCAAAUCGAAGUCCAAAGUUAAAUCGAAGUCCUCCACGUCAAAGAAGGCCUCCGCUCCAGCACGUCCGCCCAUCAAGCAAGAGUCCUCUAACCCAGGUGGGGGCAGCGCCUUCCUCACCGCCGCCGAGCAGCGUGCGCUCAAGCAGAAGUCCGACAAGAAGGCUGCCGAAGAUGCGUUCAGCUUUCUUCUCGACGUCCGCGACAAGGACGGCGUGCGUCCGGGGGAGCCGGGGUACGACCCGCGCACGCUGUACAUCCCGAAGAGCGCAUGGAACGAAUUCACCCCGUUCGAGAAGCAAUUCUGGGAGAUCAAGCAGAACCACUUCGACACGAUCUUGUUCUUCCAGAAGGGCAAGUUCUUGGAGCUGUAUGAGGAGGAUGCGCGGAUCGGGCAUCAGGAGUUCGAUUUGAAGCUGACGCAGAGGGUGAAGAUGAGCAUGGUUGGCGUGCCCGAGAUGUCGUUCAACUUCUGGGCUGCCAAGUUCCUCGGAAAAGGCUACAAAGUCGGUCGCGUCGACCAAGCGGAGACCGCGCUCGGUGCCGAGAUGCGCCUCGCGGCAGACAAGAAGUCCAAAAAGCCCCCCGCAGCGGACAAGGGCAAGGACAAGAUCGUCCGGCGCGAGCUCAAUAAGGUGUUCACAAACGGCACGCUCGUCGACGCCGAGCUCCUCACCGACGACCAAGCCGGCCACUGCGUCUCCAUCCGCGAGGAAGAGGACGCGGAGAGCAAGGACGGGAAGCAGACGUUCGGGAUAUGUGUGCUAGACAGUGCGACGAGCGAGUUCAACCUGAGCGCGUUUGAGGACGACAUCUGUCGGACGAAGUUGGAGACAAUGAUGCGGCAGUUGAGGCCGAAGGAGAUUAUAUUUACUAAGGGUAACCUCUCCGUGUCGACGACGCGUCUCCUCAAGUCCAUCCUCCCCGGCAAUUGUCUUUGGACCUCCCUUCGCGACGUCGAAGGGCUCAAGUUUCAAGACACAAUCAAAGAGCUCAAGAAGCUCUACCCCGCCUCGGGCGAUGACGACGACGAGAUGGCUGACAACCCGCAUGGGCUCUCUUCCGCGGUCCCCGAGCCUAUUCGGCGCAUGCUCCCUCACCGCGCCGCGAUCGAGGCGUUGGGUUCAAUGAUCUGGUACCUCAACACGCUCAACAUCGACAAGGACAUCCUGAGCAUGAAGAACUUCAACAUCUAUGACCCGAUGCGUCGUGGACAGGGCCUCGUCCUCGACGGCCAGACCCUCGCACAUAUUGAGGUGCUUCAGAACAGCGAGGGCACCGAGGAGGGCACGCUCCUCAAGCUUCUUAGCCGGUGCAUCACCCCGUCCGGCAAACGGCUGUUCCGCAUCUGGCUCUGUAUGCCUUUGCGCGAGGUGAAGGACAUCAAUGCGCGGCUGGACGCCGUCCAAGACCUGCUCGACCAUCCGACUUUCGAGGCUCAGUUCGCUUCGAUCGCGAAGGGCCUCCCGGAUCUCGAGCGGAUCGUGUCUCGGAUACAUGCAAAGAACUGCAAGGUCAAGGAUUUCUUGAAGGUUCUAACGGCGUUCAAAAACCUAAGCAAGGGCCUAGCCGAACUUGCAGAUACCGCGGACGCGUUUGAGUCAAAGACUAUCUCGGGCCUUUUGCGGACGGCGCCGGACUUGGCACCGAAUUUGAAGCAUGUAAAGUCGAUGUUCCAGACACCAGAAGAGAACAGCGACGAGCUGGUCCCUGAGGAUGGAAUGGACGAGGUCUACGACACUGUGAUGUCGGAGAUCAACGAGCUAGAGGAUGAGCUCAAGGCGGAGCUGAAGACCAUCCGCAAGAAGACUGGCUUGGACGCGACCUACUGGCAUAGCGCACAAGGGACGAAGGAGAUAUAUCUCGUCCAACUUCAGGGCAAGGAGAAAGACAAGGCGCCGAAGGAGUGGACACUCAGCGGCUCGACGAAGAACGCGAAGCGUUUCAUCAUCCCCUCCCUCCAAACCACCAUCCGCAAGCUCAAGGAAGCCCGCGAGAACCGCAACACCGCCAUCAAGGACUUCAAAAAUCGGUUGUUCGCUGAGUUCGACGCCGACCGUUCUGUCUGGCUGCGUGCGAUCCGCGUGCUUUCCGAGCUCGACUGCCUCUUCAGCCUCGCCAAGGCGUCGAGCGCGCUGGGCGAACCUGCGUGUCGACCAGAACUGGUCGAGGGCGAUGAGGCGUUUAUUGACUUCACCGAGCUCAGACACCCCGCAUUGGUUGCUGGCUCAUCGCUCAGGGGUGACUUCAUCCCGAAUGACGUAAAGCUGGGUGGGGAUGUUGGUAGGAUUGCGUUGUUGACUGGACCGAACAUGGGAGGAAAGUCGACUGCUAUGCGUAUGACCGCAACUGGCAUUAUCAUGGCCCAACUUGGUAUGCUCGUCCCCGCCAAAAGGGCUCGCCUAUGUCCAGUGGACUCUAUUUUGACCCGUAUGGGCGCGUACGAUAACAUGUUCUCCAACGCCAGUACCUUCAAGGUCGAGCUCGAUGAAUGCUGCAAAAUCCUCCGCGACGCUACGCCGAAGUCGUUCGUCAUUUUGGAUGAGCUCGGACGCGGGACAUCGACAUACGAUGGUAUGGCCAUCGCCGGUGCGGUCCUGCACCAGCUCGCGACGCACACCCUCUCACUCUCGUUCUUCGCCACUCACUAUGGCUCCCUGACCGACGACUAUGCGUACCACCCCAACGUGCGUAACAUGCACAUGGAGACCCUCGUCGACGAUGAGAAGCGGGAACUUGUCUUCCUCUACAAGCUCGUUGACGGUGCCGCUGGCUCCUCGUUCGGCACUCAUGUUGCCAAUCUCGCCGGCGUACCUCUCGAGGUCGUCGAGCGUGCUGAAGUGGUUUCGAAAGACUUUGCGAAGCACUUCAAGGAGAAGCUUGAGGGGAAGAAGACCAAGGUCUCUGGCCGCCUCCCUCUCGUUGCCCAAGCAGACUUUGCGUAUCUCUUCAAGCUUGCCACAGGCGCCCUAGAGUUGCCGGAAGAUAAGGUCAGGAGGCGGGAGGUACUGAAGACGCUGAAAGGUGCAGUGAUAGGUGCACUACAAGAGACUCUUGUUGCCGCUUGAGCAGAGGAGGACGUCGUUGCUGAUCUAGACUCGCUAUCGUAUCGCUGCUUUGCUGAUUGCUCUGUGUAUAGCUUAUAUCAUCAUACGUCAUCACUCUAGCUACUAUAUUGCCGCUUUGUAAUGCAUCAGACUCGUUGACU
Dichomitus squalens LYAD-421 SS1 is the source of this 4056-nucleotide messenger RNA. Its product is annotated as DNA mismatch repair protein Msh6. The transcript is spliced from 17 exons. NCBI's taxonomy places the organism in Eukaryota, Fungi, Basidiomycota, Agaricomycetes, Polyporales, Polyporaceae. Gene Ontology annotation, cellular component: MutSalpha complex; nucleus. The coding region runs from base 41 to 3916 and encodes 1291 amino acids. Gene Ontology annotation, biological process: mismatch repair. The record is from RefSeq and is a predicted model, not a curated record. Gene Ontology annotation, molecular function: ATP-dependent DNA damage sensor activity; ATP binding; mismatched DNA binding.